UAACCUCUGCUGUGGAGCAGCGCCCCCCAGAGGGAAGCAAAAGCAAGACCAGCCUUGGUGGGAAGGAAGAUUCUGAGACCAAGCACCGGAAAAGAAUAAUCAGUUCCAAGCCAAGAAGCAUUAGUGGAGUAUGUAUUGAGACCCACAGGGACGCAGAAGUAGCACCAUGUACUUCAGUAGCGAAGGAGCACUUCUCAUUGACUUCAUCCAUGUCUCGUAAGAAAACUUUUGAUUUAAGCAGAAACAGAGACAGCUUCUCACCCAUCUACCUGCCUGCAGAGGCAUACUGGGAAAAAAAGACACAGACAUUUGAAAAGGAAAGAAAAUAUUCUCAGUUUAUUGUGGAAGAAGAAACCUCUAUAGAGAGUCCUAGAAAACAAGUUGUCAGAAUGCCACAGACAGACAUGCUCAACAUAAAGGAAUUCAUCCUAGCAAAUGACAAGGUUAAUAACUCUUCAGAUAAAGUUCAUAAAGAAAACAAACUGGCGAAUGUGAACAUAGAAAAAGAGAAUUCAAACUUUAAAGAAGCGGUCCUAACUCCUGAAAAACAUGCGCCCUUUGCUGUGGCAGAACCAGAAAGGUGCACUUCUGAACGCCCAGAAAUACAGAACUGCUGCCGAGAGCAAACAAAGAGAUCAGCGAGAUCCAGAAAACCACCUGGUCGAGGUGAAACAAGGAGUUCAGAGGAAACAGCGGCCUCCCUCAAAAGGAAGCAGAGUGCGGCUGACAGAAAGGCGAAGAAGGCGGCUGUAAAGUGGGCUACACCGCAGGCUCUAGGCUGCGUGGGCCAGUCUGCGGGAGACCAUCAAAAGAACAACGAUGUAGCCAGGAAACCCCUGCUGACAGUGGGAUCAGACGCUCAAAUCUGUGAUGCUGCAAAUCUGAAUGCGGGGGAGAGAUCUAGGGUACUGGAGGAGGCGGCUCAGGCAGCAGCGAUCGUCCUGACGAUGGUUUAUCAGGAUGGAACCUCGCAGCUCAGUACAGAGCAGAAGCCUUUUCCAUCUGUUAGCGGUUUCCUUAUGUUAUUGAAGAACCGGCUUGAUGUCACUGGGACUGCAGGAUGCAGCGUGGAUGAUUUUGGUACAACGGGCACAGAUAGAAAGUACAUUUACUUAAAACUAGAACAGAGGCCUGCCUGGCUGCAACAAGGACAAGAUCACAGGCAGUUUACCAGAGAAAUGCUGCUUCAGAUACUUGGCAGCAAGCGGCCUGUCAUUUGCUUCAAAGCCAAGGAGCUUCUUCGAACAGCAAUGCAGCACUACAGAAAGGAGAUCAACUGGAAACAAGGCAAUAUUGAUUUAGUUUAAUUUAAACUUAAAGCAAGAUAAGACUUUUUUUUUAACAGAACAAUGUAAAAUCAGGAAAUGCCACAUAUUACAUCUUUACCACAUAGAAAGCACAGCUAAAUAUGGUACACUUUCAUUUAAUGCAGUAUAUGAAUAUACACAAAUGUGUGUUUAUAUAAGGUCCUUAUUAACUUUUCUUUAAGUUU
Messenger RNA from Acipenser ruthenus (sterlet), 1492 nucleotides. RefSeq lists its product as uncharacterized. Lineage: Eukaryota; Metazoa; Chordata; Actinopteri; Acipenseriformes; Acipenseridae. Bases 210 to 1307 code for a protein of 365 amino acids. The transcript has 7 exons. The record is from RefSeq and is a predicted model, not a curated record.